Molecule: messenger RNA, 876 nt
Organism: Caenorhabditis briggsae
Lineage: Eukaryota; Metazoa; Nematoda; Chromadorea; Rhabditida; Rhabditidae
Exons: 5
Coding region: 1-876 (291 amino acids)
Biological process (GO): NAD+ biosynthetic process
Molecular function (GO): L-aspartate dehydrogenase [NAD(P)+] activity; NADP binding
Source: RefSeq, a predicted model, not a curated record
AUGGUUGUGCUAUGCACAAUGCACCCGCUGCAUCCUGUAGCUGUUCAGAAAUUGGUCGGAAGUUGUCCGGAUUUUGGCCGGAACUUGAGCGCGGUGCGUGUCGUGAAGCGUGCAGAAGGAAAAUUUCUCGUUAAGAAGCUUCGAGAGCUUCCUGAUGAGUUUGAAGUCAUGAAAAUAUGGAACAGAAGUGUUGAAGAGCCAGGAGUUCAGGGUGACAUUGAUCUGGUCAUUGAAGUGGCUCAUCCGAAGAUUAUCGCAGAAUAUGGAGAGCUGAUUUUGGAACAUUGCGAUUUAAUUGCGGGUUCUCCAACAUGUUUUGCUGAUCAAGAACUAUUGGAAAAGUUAAAAAAUUUGUCCUUGAUGCAUGCGAGAAGACUUUUGGUUCCAGCUGGAGCACUUUGGGGAGCUAAUGAUAUUCAGAAAAUGGCCGAUGUUGGCAAUUUGAAGGGAUUGACUGUUACUAUGAUCAAGCAUCCAACAUCUUUCAAAUUAGGAUCCCCACUUUUUGAGAUAAAUGAAAAGGCAAAACUACAGGAAAGUGAAGAAACUAUUUUAUAUGAAGGUAUUCAACAAGAAACGAUCUGUUCGAGGAUUGUGUCCUCUGGCUCCAACAAUGUGAAUACAAUGGCUGGUGGAGCUCUGGCUGCCACCAAUCUAGGAUUCGAUAAAGUCAAGGCAAAACUGAUUUCGGAUCCGAAAAUGACGGAUUGGCACGUUGUUGAAGUUCGUGUUGAAGGAGAUGAUGGAUUCGAAGUGAUUACGAGAAGAAACAAUCCAGCAAAACCUGGAGCUGUCACCGGACAAUUGACUUAUUAUUCAUUCCUCUCGUCCAUCAAAGAAUCCAGAUAUAAGCCUUCUGGAAUACAAUUGUGCUAG